AUGCCUGUUAAGCCUGGUCAACAUGAUGUGAUCAACCAACAACACUUACUACUUUAUCCUCAAGAGAGAUCGAAAGCACAGAAGAGAUGGUUGAAACAGUAUCGAACAGAAGUUGCUGCGUCUGUCAGCAGCGUCUGUUCUACUUUCUGCGCAUUUCCUUUGGACUCGGUGAAGACGCGAAUGCAGACCUACAAAUACAAUAACUUUACGGAUUGCGUAAGACACACAUAUCAGACGGAGAAAUUACGAGGGUUCUUUCGUGGAGUUGCAGCACCUUUAGCUUCAGUAACUUUGGUUCGAACUAUAUCUUUCUCGGUCUAUCAGCGGUCGAAGUACACAUACGCAGCUUGGUUCAAAAGAAAUUUCGACUUUGAUCCAUUGGUACAUAUCAACACAUUUGGAACUUAUCCUAACCUUUCUACUGUUGCAUGUUUUGGAGCUGCUGGCGCCACAGCUGGAUCGUUCAUAACGCUUGUAGCUUGUCCCUUCGAAUUGACAAAACUUAGUGCUCAAGUAUCGGUUUUGAUGGCUGCCAAACGACAAUCGAGUAUUUCCGACCCUGUGAGAGAUUCACCUAUGCAAAACGCGACUGCAGCAAGCUACAAGAACAAGGGGACAUUUAAAACUGCCAUGAACAUUGUCAAGAAUCGUGGGGUAUCGGGACUCUAUUCUGGAUUUAAUCUUCAUCUACUACGGGAUACACUAGGAACCGCUAUUUACUUCAUGACUUACGAAAGUUGCAAGCAACUUUUGACUACAUACACAGGGCAACAAGGGAAAACAAGUCCAUUCGCUGUCGUUAUUGCUGGUGGUUUCUGUGGCAUAGCAAGCUGGGCAUUGAUUUACCCAAUCGACUCCGCGAAAAGCAUUUAUCAACGGAAUUGUUUGACUUGCUGUAAGGGCGAGACGGUUCAAAAGGCACCAAAGAUCAAAUUUUUCGAUAAGAAAAUGUACCGAGGUUUGGGUGUGUCCAUGGGUCGAUCAUGCGUUGUAAACUCAAUAUUCUUUUCGGCGUUCGAAUUCAUCAAGAAGAAUAUAAAUGCCCUUCCGGAGUGA
This is a messenger RNA of Sclerotinia sclerotiorum 1980 UF-70, 1056 nucleotides long. RefSeq lists its product as hypothetical. The record is from RefSeq and is a predicted model, not a curated record. NCBI's taxonomy places the organism in Eukaryota, Fungi, Ascomycota, Leotiomycetes, Helotiales, Sclerotiniaceae. Gene Ontology annotation, biological process: transport. Gene Ontology annotation, molecular function: transmembrane transporter activity. The transcript has 6 exons. Bases 1 to 1056 code for a protein of 351 amino acids.